Molecule: messenger RNA, 574 nt
Organism: Racocetra persica
Lineage: Eukaryota; Fungi; Glomeromycota; Glomeromycetes; Diversisporales; Gigasporaceae
Source: the annotation of a GenBank genome assembly
CGUAGUAAUGGCCUUCUUCUUAACAACUUCUUCGCAGUCGCACAUCCUUCUCAGCCAAAUUACGUUGCCGAAAUUUACGGUUCAACCGCUGGUAUCACAGACGAUAGCAACCACAACAUUUCCGGAACAAAUAUAGUUGACCUUCUUGAAGCUAAAGGUGUCUCUUGGAAAGCUUAUAUGGAAGACUAUCCUGGUAACUGUUACCUUGGUGCUACUGCUCCUUCUGGCCAACAUUUAUACGCAAGAAAGCAUAAUCCUUUCAUUUCAAUGGAUACCAUAAGAACAAAUUCCACUCGUUGUGCGAAAAUAGUUCCUGGUACCCAACUUGAUACUGAUAUAAAUAAUAAUCAAGUACCACAAUUUGUCUAUUAUACACCAAAUCAAAAUAAUGAUGGUCAUGACACUGGUGUAGCAUUUGCGAACAAUUGGUUCUCAGGUUGGCUUGAACCAAAGCUUACUAAACCAGCAUUUACAAACAAUACAUUAAUCUUUGUCACUUUUGAUGAAGAUGAUAAUUCUCAAGCCAAUCACAUUUAUAGCGCUCUUCUUGGUACUCCUGUUCAUCCUCCAGCCA